CCAGCAGCAAAGGAGAAGCCUCCCCAUCACACAGAUUCAGGCUCCACUUCCUGUUUGGAAAUGCCUCUGUUUCGGGCUUCGGGUGAACGUGGGGAGGCGAAGGCUCGGCCCGGGCAGAGGAGGACGAGGAGUAGGGAGUGGAUGAAGACGGAUGAAGAUGUCUCCGUCCUGUCGUUGACACGUCUGUGUCUGCUGAGCCUCGCAGACAACAUGACGGAAGUGUGGACGAAGGACUAUGCCGAUAACUACCUGGAUCAUUAUUCAUUCAGAUACAUCAUGGGGCCUUUCAACCUACUGCCGGCUGCGCUGGUCGAGGAGCUGACGCGGCUGCUGUGCAGCAGAAAGCAGAUGUCCCGGGCAGCUCUGCACCUCCUGCUGGUUCCCCAACUCCGUGGCCUGUCUCUGGGAAAGUGUCCCGGUCUGGUCACCUCCGCUCUCUGUGCCCACAUCACUGCACGUUGCCAGGGUCUGUGGAGUCUGGACCUGUCUGGAGCCCAGCAGCUGCCCUCCAAGCUGCUGUCUGAAACGCUCUGCUGUCUCCCUGCCCUGCGCUCGCUCUCCCUCGCCGGUACACCGUGUGACAGCUAUAUAAUCAGAACAAUUGCCCAGCGCUGUCGUUUGCUGCGCCAUCUGAACAUAUCUCGCUGUCCCUGCCUGUCCCCUGCUGCGCUACUUCCUCUCGGAGGCGGGCCUUCCUUUCCGUUCUCUGGCUGUCCGUCUACGUCACCGCGAUCUUUGGUUUCCUCUUCUUGCUCUGCGCCGCUGCCUGCUCUGCCCCUCAGCAGCCUGCUGGCUCUGGAUAUUGGGUUUGGGAAAGAAGAGGGAGACGCUGUAUCAGCAGCGGCCUACCUCCUCCUCUCCCUGCCCUGCCUGGAGACGGUGGAGCUGGAGGGCCUGGCGCAGGCCUGCUGUCUCAUCCAGCACAGACGCUUCGGACACACGGACCAGUUCAGUGACAGAGAAAGAGUUCCCCGGCUGGGGGAGGUGUGGAGGGAGUGGAGGCACAGGCAGGGCUCGGACAGAUCGAGGGAAAGGAGAGAAGGAGCAGCAGCAGGGGCAGAAGAUGAGGAUGAAGAAGAGGAGGAGGAGGAGAGGAUAUUGUUGAAUGAGUAUGGUUGUGAGACUGAGGGAGAUGAAGGGCCAAGUUGUUCUCAGAACCAAGCGGAGGAAAAACUGCAAGGCAGAGUCUCGUCAGGUGAUGAAUGCCUGAUCCUGCGCCUGAAGGACGUCAAGGGCUUAUCAUGUGAGUCUCUGGACAGUUUAAGUCGUGCGUGUCCAAACAUUUGCUCCGUAUCUGUGAACGUAGAGGAGGAUGUAGACACCAGAGGAGGGAGCCAGGGCUCUCUGUUGGCCGCUGGCCUCCGGGCGUGGGCCGGCCAGCUGUGGAGCCUCUCCGUGCACUUCCCCGGCCCUCUGCUGGAUCUACUUCCUGCCGUGGACGUUGCAGGCUCCUCUUUGGUCUCUCUCACGCUGCAGGGGGUGAGAACCAGCCCUCGCACGCCUCUACUGGAGGCCAUCAAGGCGUGUCCCAGACUCAGAGACCUGCUCAUCUCCGCUGAGCCUCCCACCGGCCCACAGGACGAAGAAGACGAGGACGAUCAGCGGGACGAUGAUCGGGAUCUUCCUCAGCUGCCUAACCUCUGCUCUCUCACACUCCAUUUCUCCUACGAGCACAGCCAAAUGAAGGCCGUCAUGUCCUGGAUGUCCCUGAAGAGGGCGCUCAAGUGUCUCCUGACUGGUUCUCCUCUCCUGGAGAAGCUGUCGCUGGUCUCCCUGCCCUGCCCUCUGGACUGCGUUUUAAACGACGUACUACGCAGAUCGGACUCGGAUGCGCAUCUCUUCGCAGAUUCCACAGACUCACCUCGCGUGCCACUUGGACGGCUUCGACGCGUCGAGCUGCCGCGGACGGAUGUGACGAUGGUUACAGUGAAAAGCAUAAUGCAACGGAGCAAGAGACUCAAAUACGUGGAUGUGAAUAACUGCUGGAAAAUCAGUCUGGUCGAGUGGACGGACUGCAAGACGUUCAGUAAAGUCCAAGUCGUCUGGUCGUAGUGGAGAGACGAGCAGCUUCCAAAAACAGGAGCAGCGCGGUUGAAAAGAAAGUGGAUUUACAACCCUUUUAAAUGUAAAUGAUGAUGGGGGGGGGGGUGGUGGAUAAAGUAUCCGAGUAUUAUUGAAUAAUUAGUUUUUCAUUUUUAAUUAGAAAAUGAAAAAUACGUAUGUGUGUUAUUUGUUUCAAACCGGAAACAGAAACAACCACGUUUCUGAUGUCAGAAUCAAACCAACAAUCAAUGAAAAACCUCCCAGUUUUUAUUUUUGACAAUUAAUUUUAUCGUCAUUAGGGAGUCACCGAAUCCAGAUUUUUGAGGUUCGGCC
Messenger RNA from Sander lucioperca (pikeperch), 2376 nucleotides. RefSeq lists its product as uncharacterized. NCBI's taxonomy places the organism in Eukaryota, Metazoa, Chordata, Actinopteri, Perciformes, Percidae. The transcript is spliced from 5 exons. The coding region runs from base 61 to 2052 and encodes 663 amino acids. The record is from RefSeq and is a predicted model, not a curated record.